AUGUUCUUGAAGGGUGUUGAGAAGGUUGAAGAUGAAGAUGAGAAUUCUUCAAAAAUAUCUCAAAGAAAUUUAGAGGGCUGCACAUGGUUUGAAAAAGCUGCAGUAGGGCAUGAUUUGGAAUGUCACGAGCAACACGGGACUCCUCUGAUUAAUUGUCGACUGGUGCAAACUAUUGCCAAUCUUCUUUUUGAUCCUUUUAUUGCCGCCACUGAAGCUCUUGCUGAAGGCAUUGUUUCAGCUUUAACACGAGUUUGGGCAGAAGGAGCCUCAGAAGGUAAACAAAAUGAUUCACUUGCAGUUCAUGAAUUACUGAAGCAGUUUCCAGUAGGUCACAUUCUCAAGGGGAAUGCUCAAUGUCUUUUCGCUGUGUUUGCACUUGUUGAUUGA
This is a messenger RNA of Vicia faba (fava bean), 387 nucleotides long. The record is from the annotation of a GenBank genome assembly. Lineage: Eukaryota; Viridiplantae; Streptophyta; Magnoliopsida; Fabales; Fabaceae.